Molecule: messenger RNA, 807 nt
Organism: Colletotrichum higginsianum IMI 349063
Lineage: Eukaryota; Fungi; Ascomycota; Sordariomycetes; Glomerellales; Glomerellaceae
Product: Flavin-nucleotide-binding protein
Exons: 1
Coding region: 1-807 (268 amino acids)
Source: RefSeq, a predicted model, not a curated record
AUGGAGUACCCAAAGACACCCGUCAACAAGGUCCACCGACUGGCGGACAAACGCGCAGACUACGACCUCAAGACUGUCCACAGCAUCGUCAACCAAUGCAUGUCUUUACAUGUUACCUUCACACCGGGCGACACUGAGUUUCCAACCGUCAUUCCCAUGAUUGGCGCCAUGGGCAGUUUUGAUCGCCCCAGCGCCGACAUCGACGAGCCUCUCGACUGCUACAUCCACGGCUAUAUCUCAGCUCGCAUGGCCAACCUCGCCAGAGAGAAGAUGGCCGAGGGUCUACCUGGCCUCCCCGUCUGCGUAUCAGCUACCAAGGUGGACGGCAUCGUCCUCGCUCUGAGUUCUUUUGCGCACUCCUGCAACUACCGUUCGGCCUCCCUGUUCGGCUACGCGAGUCUGGUCACAGACAGCGAGGAGAAGUUGUGGGCGUUGAAGCUCAUCACCAACGGCCUCGUCGCAGGACGAUGGGAAGAAGUGCGCCAGCCCCCGUCCGCCAAUGAGCUGUUGCAGACGCAAGUUCUGCGCAUCCGUGUGAAAAGCGGCAGCGCAAAGGUUCGCGCGGGCCCGGUAUCCGAGGUGAAGGAGGACAUGGAAAACGCUGAAAUGAGAAAGGCUGUUUGGUCGGGGUACAUCCCGUUGGUCGAGCACCUACAAGAACCCGUUCCAUCAAAGCACAACCUCGUGGAGCAACUUCCUGAACACAUCUCGGAGUACAUGAAUGUUUUCAAUGAGAAAGCGGAUGAAUACAGCCAAGAGAUUGUGAAGCGGGUGCUAGAGGAUCCUGCUGCGUUUCAAAAUGUCUAG